AUGGAUUCACUUGAAGGUGUUGUAAUUGAAACGCUCACCCUUAUUUUGGAGGGGGAAAAAGAAGUGGAGCAGGUCGACAAUCUUUUCAGAGAUCUGCCGAGCGAUCAAAUCGAGAGAACUCAGGAAACCGUACUAGACACACUAUGGACUCUUGAUGCCGAUGUCUCUGAUAAUGUGAAAGAAAGACUUGUGAAAGUCGUUAAAAGACUUCAAACGCACAAGUUCAUUGACACAAGGUUAAUGAAAACGAGGCUUGAAGUACCUUUGUUAGAGGCAACAGAGAUAGUCGAGCCACAAGUAUGGGGUCGAAAGUGCAUCCGCAUUAAUACUGCAAUGACUUAUAAACAGCAAAAAUACAACCUUUUGCGCGAAGAAUCGGAAGGUUAUGCAAAACUCAUACAUGAGCUCACACUCAGUUGUCAUCCAGAAUAUGAAGGAGAAGAUGAAAUUAGUAGAAAUCAAAGGGUGGACACAUUGUUAGACACGAUAAAGACAUUAAUAGGAUAUUUCCAUUUGGAUCCUAACCGCGUUCUGGAUAUCAUACUCGAUGAAUUUAUAUUGAAUGUGAAACCCCAUCACGAAUUCUUUUUGAGGUUAUUGGAAAUAUCUCCUUGGAGGCCUCCAGAAUUAAAAGAUGAAGGCGAAAGAAAACAGAUUAUUUCUUGUGAUUGGACCGCUGAUACUGGAAACCUUAAUUGCGCCGAACUUCUUGGAACUAAAUUUUCGCGUUACGACGGUAAUGACAUGGGAGAUAGUGUACACAAUUCCCUAUACAGAGCUUCUGCUCUCUUGAUCAGUCGUGGACUUGUAAAAAUUUCAGAUUUAUAUCCUUACACUAUUCUUUACAAGGCAACUGAUGAUAGCGACAUUCGACAUCGUUACCGACAUGAGAAGGGCUUGGCUCAAGCUCUCCUUGAAAUUGGUGAUCUUCAACAUUCAUGUUACCUAUUGUUACAACUACCCUCUAUUGACGAACAUCUUGCUAAGUAUCUUUGUAAGAUAUUUGAGAUGGCCAUUUUCGAUAUCUACAAUCCCAUUGCACCCAUAAGUUUAAAGCCACCCGGGCCUGAACCUUAUAUUGCCACUUGGUACAAGCGUUGGAAAGAAGGGUUCCCUGUCAUUAAAAGCUUUGAUGAAUUGCUGGGGACAACGGGGCGAUUGCUCAUUGGCCUAAUAGGCCCCUGGUUUUCAAAGCAUUUAGUAUUAUUCACGUGGAUGUUGAGAAUUUGUCGGCGUCACAUUCUAAAUUCAAGAAACUUGAAUAAUGGCAAGUCUAUUAAAGAAGGAUGGUUCGAUAUAUUAAGGUUGGCGAUAUUGCCAUCCGUUUCUAUGUCCGGAAUCACGGUUGGUGUGGUCAAUGAUGUAUGGGAUAUUUUAAGUCUUUAUCCGUUAGAGAAACGCUUUGGCCUUUAUCACGAGUGGAAAAGAAUCUAUGAUGAACACGAUGAAUUGAAGCUUCGACGAAGAAAAGCCGUAAAGAAGCUUAUCAAAUUGUCUAAUCAAAUGACAUCGGAAGACUAUAAACAAAAAGCUCGUGAAAUUGCAAUGGUGGCUCAUUCUAGACCAACGGUGACUUUUGACUUUUUAUUACGAAAGGUUAAAAUGAAUCCGGACCUGAUUGAAGGCAUGGUCGAAGUGUGCAAAUAUCUAGAUCGUUUAGACUUCGACAUUCUCACGUAUAUGAUUGUUGAGUCUCUGAUCGAGGAAACAAGGCCAAAGCUUAAAGAAGAUGGAGUUAAUCCCAGUGAUUGGAUGCAACGAAUGGCUACUUUUGUUGGGAAAGUUUGCAGUAAAUUUGAAAAAUUUAACAGCGAAAAUAUCACCGUCUUACUACAAUACGUAUUGAUCUCAUUGAGAAAACGUAGUUUCGAAGACUUGGUUAUCAUUAGUCAAAUUGUUACCAGAAUGUCGGGGAUUGUGUAUACCGAAAUUCCUUCAGAGACAGAUUUGGUUCUGAUGGCUGGUGGCAAACAUUUACGUGAUACCAAAUUAUUCAACCGUAGUCUCAUUAAAAAUUACCGCAAAGGAUCCAUAAGAUUAUCCAAUGCACUUAUAUCCAAUGGUCUAGCUGUCCAAAUUGCAGUAUUGCUUGCACAAAUGGCUCAAAGUAUUCCGUUUGAAACCGAAGUCUCUUCAACACUUGAUCUCAAAUCAGUUAUCGGUCAGGCGGAUAUUUGCCGCCGAACUUUCAUACAAUAUGUGGAUUUUUUGGCUAUCACAGCCGACAUGGAUGAAUUUGCGUCGAUUGUACCGUCCAUCAUUGAGCUAUGUAACGAAUAUGCACUAAAAUCGGAACACGCAUUCAUGAUCCUUAGACCGGUCCUCAAUAAUAUUUUAAAGAGGUUCCCCGAAAAGCUAAGGGAAUACACAUCAUCCAAGUCUAUAGCAAAGAAUAUGGAUAAAGUGGUGUCUGAGACAUCUGAAUCCUCUAAGCAAAAUGGAAGCCCUUCGUUGAAUAAGAUCGAAAAUAGUAACACAACCGCUCCAUUUAAUGAUGAUAUCGCCAAUGGUCCAUCAGAGUCAUCAAAACAAGUUGCCAAUGUGACCUCAAACUCCUCGAGAAAAGCGGGGGAGGAAUCCGAGUUAUUGAAUAAUAGUGAGAACAUUUCCAAGAGUUCAGGUGACGUAUCCAUUACCGAGUCUUCAAAAGGUGGCGAUGUUAAUUCCGUUUCCAAGACGGCCAGUGCAAAUGCAGCCUGGCUACCACCAUUGCUUAACCUCUUCGAUCAGGUCUCGAAGAUUUUACCGUCAUAUGUUUGGAGCGGAAUUAGUCCAGCUUUUUAUGUCACGUUUUGGCAAUUAUCCUUAUAUGAUUUAGAAUGCCCACGAGCAGAGUAUCAGAGGGCGAUACAAGAAAUUCAAAACCAAAUACCAGUGGACAUCAAUUGUGAUCCGAAUAAGGAUAAAAAUAAAUAUGUUAGAUCUGCAAAGAACCUCGAGGAGGAGUUUAAUGAUCACAGUCAACACAUAAAAAAGAUUGAUGAACGUUUGAAGAAUGAGAAAGAGCAUUGGUUUUCCGGUCAAUUUUCCAAUCGCCAGGAUAUAAUUACUCAAUUAUGGCAAUAUUGCCUAUUUCCUCGUCUUCUCGUUUCUCCAGAUAAUGCCAUUUUCUGUUCCAAAUUCAUUGAGCGUAUGCACAAAAUUGGUACCGCCAAUUUUUCUACUCUUACUCUUUAUGAUAGAAUAUUUGCAGACCAACUGCAGCUCAUCACAUUCACAUGCUCUGAAGCUGAAGCAAGAAACUAUGGUAUUUUCCUGAGGACCAUCUUACAAUCUUUAAGCAGUCUUCACAGAGAUGAAAGAACCUAUAACAAAAUUGGGAAGGGAAGAGGAAUUCCGGGCUUUCAGAUGAAAUGGAGUUCUCAAAAUCGGCAACCCGCAAGUGUUUCUGAAACUGAUCUGUUGGGAUAUCAGGAUUUUAGAAGAGUAUUUUAUAAAUGGCAUUCGAAGCUUUAUAAGGCUUUUGAACAAGGACUGCAAUCGCAAGAAUAUCUAUCAUUGCGGAAUUCAAUUAUAGUUAUCAGCACGAUACAUGAGUAUUUUCCGGCUAUCGAUAUUUUUGGCAAGAAAAUUGAAAACUUGAUCAAAGCUGUUAUCGCAGAACAAUGCACCAAAUGGAAGGACAUUGAGGUCUUGGCCAUAAGUUAUUCUGGAAGGCUUCAACUUGAUAAGAAAAAUUGGGUCGCCCUUGAAGAUUUCCGUCAUACAGAAAAUUCUCAAACGAGCACUAGGCAGAGUGCAUCGCAUUCUAACGCAUCGCAGGCAGGUCAUUCAUCGUCACCCGCACAAAGAAUCACACAGGCUCAUGGAGCUAAUAGGGCUAGUCCACUUCCUAAUGUUCGAAGUGCACAUUCCUCUCCAUCUCAUGCCAACACCACGACCAGAACAGAUAGUCCCAGAAGACAAAUUCAUCCAUUGCCUGAUAAACCUCAGGAUCGUAUUCAAAAAGAACGUGACAGAGAGAGGGAAGAUGAUCAUGAUAAAAUUCGAAUAAAAGAUAAAAAGGAAGUCCAAAAUGAUCAUGACAAAGAAACCAAAAAAAUUGACGAUCACAAGGAAAUUAAAAAAUCCGACCAUCAUGAUCGUGAUAGAGGAAGGGAUCGCGACCGAUCCAAGGCAGAAGUUGCGAGAGUGGAUGGUGAGAAAAGAAAGUCAAGUAAAGAAAGGUUACCUAUAGAUGAUCGUGGCAAGAGAGCUGAGUAUCAUCCUCGCGUGAGAGACCGAGAUGUUCGUGACCGUGACGAAAAGGUCAAGGAUCGUGAAAAACGUGACGACCGUCGUGAUGACCGUCGUGAUGAAAAACGUGAUAAAGGGAAAGAAAAGGAACGCGAAAGAAGCAGAGAUCUUGAUCGUGAUCGAGAACGGGAACAUAAUCGGGACAGGGAUGAUCGCGACCGUCAUCGAAACGACAAUGGACGUAGCAGACGUCAUGAUGAAGUGAUUCGGAGAACUCGCAAAAAUGAUCACGAUUUGCUUGAUCGAGCCGUUCGUGAUGAUCGAGAUAUACCAUUCAAUGCUAGAAAUGAUCGUGGGGACAAAUAUAUGGGCCUUUCUAAAAAGCGAGACCGCAAUGAAAGAGAUCAUGACGAUGAAACUGAAGUGGAUCUUAUGAGUAAAAAACGUAGUAUGAGGAACGAUGGUAUGGCACCCAUUUCUUACCCGUCGAAUCCUAAAAAGAGAGAAAGGACCGAACGGGAGCGCGAUGAUGAUCCGGAACCGGGCCCUAUUACAAAGAGAGGAAGUGUUGAUGGAUUAAAUGUUCCUCGCACACCGGUUAAACUUAAUCGUUCAAUGGAACACAUUAAUGAACUAAUGGCGCCGAUGCCUAGUGGUGGUUCGUUUGGGGGGAAGAGGAAUGAGGGUGAUAAACGUGAGCUUAGGAGGCGAUAUUAG
Acaulospora morrowiae is the source of this 4893-nucleotide messenger RNA. NCBI's taxonomy places the organism in Eukaryota, Fungi, Glomeromycota, Glomeromycetes, Diversisporales, Acaulosporaceae. The record is from the annotation of a GenBank genome assembly.